Messenger RNA from Phalaenopsis equestris, 1277 nucleotides. Its product is annotated as serine/threonine-protein phosphatase PP2A-1 catalytic subunit-like. The coding region runs from base 305 to 1225 and encodes 306 amino acids. Gene Ontology annotation, biological process: mitotic cell cycle; peptidyl-serine dephosphorylation. Lineage: Eukaryota; Viridiplantae; Streptophyta; Magnoliopsida; Asparagales; Orchidaceae. The record is from RefSeq and is a predicted model, not a curated record. The transcript has 6 exons. Gene Ontology annotation, molecular function: protein serine/threonine phosphatase activity. Gene Ontology annotation, cellular component: cytosol.
UAUAAAAUCAAUUUCUCUAGAUGAUAUCAAUGUAAAAUUCUUCUGUAUGCAUCCUAAUUCUCCGCCGCAGACUUGAAAUGAUCGCCCCGACGGCUAAGUGGUGAGCUCCGAGCGCAGGGGGAUAAGGAUCAAGCCAUUCCUACUCCUCCUCCUCCUCCUCCUCUCCUCUCUCGCAAACCUAACCCUAGACCCCAAAUCCCCAAUAUGCUCUGAUUCGUAUAAGGUCGGCUGCGGGGGCGAUCAAACGAUUGCAGGAUCGAUUGCCAUCGAUGAUCUGGCCGUCAAGAGAGAGGAGUGACUAAAGAUGCCCUCGUAUGCUGAUCUGGACCGUCAGAUCGAGCAGCUGAGGCAAUGCAAGUUUCUAACGGAAGCAGAGGUGAAGGCUCUCUGCGAGAAGGCGAGAGCGGUCCUCAUGGAGGAAUGGAACGUGCAGCCGGUGAAGUGCCCUGUAACCGUCUGCGGGGAUAUACACGGCCAGUUUUAUGAUUUGAUGGAACUGUUCAAGAUCGGCGGUGAAGCUCCGGAUACCAAUUAUCUCUUUAUGGGAGACUACGUGGACCGUGGUUAUUACUCAGUGGAGACUGUAACGCUACUGGUGGCCUUGAAAGUCCGCUAUAGAGAUAGAAUCACAAUUCUCAGAGGAAACCAUGAGAGCCGGCAAAUAACUCAAGUUUAUGGAUUCUAUGAUGAAUGCUUGCGAAAAUAUGGAAAUGCAAAUGUUUGGAAGUACUUCACAGAUCUGUUUGAUUAUCUUCCGCUUACAGCACUGAUUGAGAAUCAGAUUUUCUGCUUGCAUGGCGGAUUGUCUCCAUCCUUGGACACCUUAGACAAUAUCCGGGCCUUGGAUCGAAUACAAGAGGUCCCACACGAAGGACCUAUGUGUGAUCUUCUAUGGUCUGAUCCAGAUGAUCGAUGUGGCUGGGGAAUAUCUCCGAGGGGUGCUGGAUACACAUUUGGUCAGGACGUUUCGCAACAGUUCAAUCACAAGAACGGUUUGUCACUUAUAUCGAGAGCUCACCAGUUGGUCAUGGAAGGCUAUAAUUGGUCUCAGGAUCAGAAUGUUGUUACAGUAUUCAGCGCGCCAAAUUACUGCUACAGAUGCGGUAAUACGGCGGCCAUACUGGAAAUUGGGGAAGACAUGUCCCAAAACUUCUUACAAUUUGAUCCAGCUCCAAGGCAGGUUGAACCAGAUACCACCAGGAGGACCCCUGAUUAUUUUUUGUAAAAUUGAUUGCUUUCUAUAUAUAUAUAUAUAUAUAUAUUGGAAAUUUACAUAC